This is a messenger RNA of Apis laboriosa (Himalayan honeybee), 3477 nucleotides long. RefSeq lists its product as uncharacterized. Lineage: Eukaryota; Metazoa; Arthropoda; Insecta; Hymenoptera; Apidae. Gene Ontology annotation, molecular function: phosphotyrosine residue binding. The transcript is spliced from 8 exons. The record is from RefSeq and is a predicted model, not a curated record. The coding region runs from base 46 to 3411 and encodes 1121 amino acids.
GCCCGAAGGAGGAACUUCUAAAAUCAAUUAGCAGCCCCUUAGGCGAUGGGGGUUCCGUUCCAGCGACUGUGGAAGGACCCUUUCCAUCAUAGGGUGUCCCUGUGCGACGACUACAGUCUACCGGUCGAUUUUGUUAAUAAAAGACGUCCUGCAAGUGCUGCGGCUGCAACUUCUACGGUCCAGUGGGCGCUUCCAAGUCCUACCGUAGAGAACGCGGAAGUCGAGGUUGUGGAACAAUACAGCGACCCGAAGGAUAGUAAGAACAAGGCGUACGUCGAGCCAGGAGCUGAGACAUCCCUGCCGACGAUCUACAGCAAAGUAAAUCGCAACUAUUGCCGACCUUACACGGAUCCAUCCGCUUCCGGUUCUUCCUGCGAGGAUGACGAGGAGGGUCGGCGUGUGGACAUCAGAAAACGCAAGAACAGUUUGUACGCGUGUACCUCGACGCGCGCUCCAUCAAUAGACAGGGAGAAAGAGUUGAGCUCCACCGAGGGGGCGUUGGUCGACUGCGUGGCCCUGGUUCAUCUCACCGAUCAAUCGCCAACCGAGUCCAAUCAACCGGUCCGUCACCCAUCGCCCUAUUACUACGGCGACUUGUUCAAGGUACCGGAGCAAAUAAGCAAAUCACAACCGAACAGAUACAGAAAGAGCGUGAGCCUCGACGUACCGGGUGAACGGUCUCGAACACCCGGUAUACCGAAGAGAAACUCGGUGGCGGGUGAUGGGGGUUCCUAUUCGUCCCAGCAACAGCAACCGCAACAGCAGCAACAGCAACCACAGCAGCCGUUACAUUAUCAGCAGCAGCAGCAGCAGCAGCAGCUACAGCAACAUCAAUUACAGCAACAUUAUCAGAGUCAGGAUCUAGUGAGCCCCACAUCGGGGAGCGAGCAUGCUGUCCCAGCCAGAAACGAGAUCCUCUCGUCGUGCAUCAUCACCGAGUGGGAUCACACCCUCAUGCCUCCUCAUAGAUUGUUAAGCCAUGACCUACCGACCACCGUUUGUACCUGCGUCGCAUCGGCUGAGGAAGAGGAGGAUGAGCUAGAUCAACGGCAGCCGCAGUUAACGCGGCACCAAGUGCGCAAGCUACGCCGUACACGGAGGAUAGACCCGCAGCCGAUACUCGUCGAGGACGAGGACGACGUGGAGGGAGAGGACGAGGGCGAGGAAGAGGAGGAGGAGGACGUGGAGGUGGAGGAAGACGAGGAAGAGAUGGCUAGGCAACGUCACCUCUACGAGACGGCCUUCGACUGCAAGGUCAAUCGCUCCGACGAUGACCUCGAUGAUCUCGAUCGGGUCACCAAUCAUCCCGUGUUGCAUUCCCAGAUAAGAAGCAGCAGCGCGAUACCAGUGAGCAGAACGAGUUCAUCGACGGACACGUCCAAGCAACAGCAACAGCAGCAAGCUCCGUACGCUGGCCAAUCCCACAGCAACAAAGAUCGACGCAAAGUCGUACUUCUCCGCCCAAAACCUAUUCCGAGCCGUCUUCAGCAGCAGCAGCAGCAGCAACAGCAGCAAUCAGACAAUAUUUCUACUCUGUCCCAGGACAUCGAAUCCCUCCAGAUCAAUUCGAGCGACGAGAAGACCGGUUCGCCGAGAUUACCGGCCCGCGGUUACACACCGUCGCCGCCAUCCACGGCACCAUUGCCCGCCAAAUUCCACGGCAAUCGUGACCACUUGUUGUUGAACAUACGAAGCACGCCCAAUCUACCCUCUCAACCGGACCAUCCGCGUCUCAAAGAUCUCAGAUUGCCUGUCAAGUCCUCGUUGAGGGCGAAGGACUCGCCGCAGAGCAGCGAGGGCAGUAUCCUCGAGAUCAAGAGUAGACCGAAGAGUUUUGCUCAAGAAACCGUCGAGUCGUCGCAAGGGCGACGUUUCGACAAGGAGUUGAUCCUAGAGUUCAAAGGGAGGCCGAGGGAGGACAGGCAACGACCGAGGAGCCUGAUCCGCGAGAGCAAGCCCAUCAUGGAGUUCAAGGGGAGGCCCCACGAGGCCGAGAGCGAUCUGUUACGGCCUCGAAGGGACGUCGGCCUGUUGGAAUUCAAACUGCGUACCAGCAGACGCAGACCGGGCUACUCGAGCACCGAGAGCAUGGCCACGAGUAGCAGCGGCGGCAGCAUGGAGUCGCUACGAAGCAGCACCAGCGAGGGGAACAGAUCGACGAGCAGCUCGGAGAGCCGUCACAGCACCAGCCUCAGCUCCCACAGCUCGGACAGUGGCGGCACGAAUUGCUACCACCACCACCAGCAACCCUCGAUGACCGGUUUCUUGACCCACCACGCGAACAAGUUGCACAUACUCUCCCCCAUCUCUGACAAAUCGUCCCAAGAGCCCGCGUCCGAGACCUCGGACAACAAUCGGAACAACAACUCGCAGAAAGCCUCGCCCGAGGAGAACGUGACCAUCGAGAACAACGUGACCGCCACGAACAACACUAACACGAACACCGGCAACACGAAUUCGGUUACCUCGCCGAUGGACACGUCGUUCAAGAAGAGGCGGACGCCACAGAACAAGAAUCUGAUCAAUUUGGCCCUGCAAUCCUCGUCGUCGGGCGAUGCGGAGAUCCAAGGAUCGGACAGCGGAAUCUCGAUCGAGUCGCGGGCCGGGAUCAAGUGCAAACCGUUCGGUUUCCACUUGUUGAAACCGCAAUUGGACAACAUCAAUCUGGUGGACAACGAGCCCGAGCUCUCCGAUCUUCCUUUCGACAUGCCGAAGCUGCGUAGAAGGCGAUUGCUUAUGCAACAGGACGCAACCACGUCUGGGAGCGCGACGAGCGUGGAUUUGAGAGACUUGCCGUUCGAUAUGCCGAAACUGAAAAGGAGGCUCAGAUGCAUGCAGAGCACGGAAUCCAGCGGAUCCCAGGCAUCCUCCAGUCUUUCCGUGCGUGACGUCGAACCGCCUGCGUUGUUCGGCGGCGGACUGGCGCGUCCGAAGAUGACACUGAAUCUGGACGCUGGGAACGGGACUGGGAACUGUGGAAACAGCGGUCAACUUCCACCUAAAAAACCAGGGGGGCUCAGCCUUGGAUUGCCACUCGAGAUUAACACCGCCCGCGGAUCCGCUGAUCUGGUCGACGUGGGCCUUCCCCUGGAGAGACAAGGGUGGUACCACGGAUCCAUCACAAGGAUCGAGGCGGAAGCUGUCCUACGACUUCUGAGAGAAGGAAGUUAUUUGGUGAGGAACAGCGAAUCGACCAAACAAGAUUAUUCUUUAUCGUUAAAGAGUGCUCGCGGUUUCAUGCACAUGCGUAUCCAAAAAAAUGAAGAGUUAAACGCGUAUAUCCUGGGUCAAUUUAGCAAACCGUUCGACAGUAUACCGGAAAUGGUUCGUCACUUCAGCGUGAACCGUCUUCCGAUACGUGGCGCCGAACACAUGUGUCUUCUACAUCCAGUCAUAGCUCAGCUUUUGUAGCGCAUCUAUCGUAGCGCUGUUUAAGGCGCUUCCCACUUUUUGAUAUCCUUUUACCCACGAAAAUUA